UUGUGCUCGGAACAUGGCGGGCGUUGGCGACGCGGCCGCCCCGGGAGAAGGCAGCGGUGGCGGCGUAGACGGCCCGCAGCGGGACGGCCGCGGCGAGGCGGAGCAGGCGGGCGGCAGCGGCGGACAAGGGCCCCCGCCGGCGCCUCAGCUCACUGAGACGCUGGGCUUCUACGAGAGCGACCGGCGGCGGGAGAGGCGCCGGGGCCGCACAGAACUUUCAUUGUUGAGGUUCCUCAGUGCUGAACUAACAAGAGGGUACUUCCUUGAACAUAAUGAGGCCAAGUAUACAGAAAGAAGAGAAAGAGUAUACACUUGUUUGCGAAUACCAAGAGAAUUGGAAAAGCUGAUGGUGUUUGGAAUCUUUCUGUGCCUGGAUGCGUUUUUGUAUGUGUUCACCCUGCUUCCUUUAAGAGUUUUCCUGGCACUAUUCAGGCUCCUCACUUUGCCUUGCUAUGGCUUAAGGGACAGACGUUUGCUUCAGCCUGCCCAGGUAUGUGACAUUUUGAAGGGUGUCAUUUUGGUCAUCUGCUAUUUUAUGAUGCACUAUGUUGACUACUCCAUGAUGUACCACCUGAUAAGGGGGCAGUCCGUCAUCAAGCUCUACAUCAUAUACAACAUGCUGGAGGUAGCUGAUCGUCUGUUUUCAUCUUUUGGACAAGAUAUAUUAGAUGCUCUCUAUUGGACAGCAACAGAACCUAAAGAAAGAAAAAGAGCCCACAUUGGGGUGAUUCCUCACUUUUUCAUGGCUGUUCUCUAUGUCUUUUUGCAUGCAAUUCUUAUUAUGGUUCAAGCAACAACUCUCAAUGUAGCUUUUAACUCACACAACAAGUCUUUGCUUACUAUCAUGAUGUCUAAUAAUUUUGUUGAAAUUAAAGGAAGUGUUUUCAAGAAGUUUGAAAAGAACAAUCUCUUUCAAAUGUCAAAUAGUGAUAUUAAGGAACGAUUCACAAAUUAUGUGCUUUUACUAAUAGUGUGUCUGAGAAACAUGGAACAGUUUUCUUGGAAUCCAGAUCAUCUCUGGGUGUUGUUUCCAGAUGUCUGUAUGGUAAUUGCAUCAGAAAUUGCCGUGGAUAUUGUAAAACAUGCCUUUAUCACCAAAUUCAAUGACAUUACUGCAGAUGUCUACAGUGAAUAUAGAGCCAGUCUUGCUUUUGACCUUGUUAGCAGCCGACAGAAAAAUGCGUACACUGAUUACAGCGACUCUGUAGCACGGAGGAUGGGCUUUAUUCCUCUCCCACUAGCUGUUUUACUCAUCAGAGUUGUAACAAGCUCAAUUAAAGUGCAAGGAAUCCUGUCCUAUGCCUGUGUCAUACUCUUCUAUUUUGGGUUGGUAUCCCUGAAAGUACUUAAUAGCAUUGUGCUGUUGGGGAAAUCGUGCCAGUAUGUGAAAGAAGCCAAAAUGGAAGAGAAGCUGUCGAAUCCUCCCCCAGCCUGCACUCCAGGCAAGCCGUCCAGUAAAUCACAGAACAAAUGUAAACCCUCUCAAGGCCUUUCCACAGAAGAAAACCUGUCUGCCUCUGUCACCAAUCAGCCUGUUCAUCAAAAGGAAAAUAUCAUACCAUUACUUGUGACAAGCAACUCUGAUCAGUUUUUGACAACUCCAGAUGGUGACGAGAAGGACAUAACGCAGGACAAUUCUGAAUUAAAACACAGAUCCUCAAAGAAAGAUUUGUUAGAGAUAGACAGGUUCACAAUUUGCGGAAACCGAAUUGACUGAAUAUGUGGCUCCAUGUGCUGACGAAGCUGGGUCCUGGGGCAGCAAAUGCUGUGUUGCCAGGACAGACAGAUGCUAAACAUGGCACUUAAAUAUUUAUUUAAAAACUUAAAUUAUUAUUGGCAAGCAGAUCUUAGUAUCUUUCUUCCAGUAAUGUGGCCUGGCUGAGGGUCAGAUCACAAGACAGGAGCGACCUCGGCCUUGACUCUCUGGGAAGCUUGAUGGAUUAUAAAACUUCUCCUGCCUGGCCAAGCAGCAGCGUCACUUCCAGGACCCAACCAAGGCAACAUCAAAAUCUGUUUUGCUUUGUCAAUCUGGGCUUCCAGAAUGUUGAAUUUGCCUCAAGGCCUCUUCAGUGUAAGGAAAUACCUGGACAACUGUGAAGCUUUUACCAUGACUUUACCUUACCAGUCUCAUACUAUUUUCACAAACAGUUUUCAAAUGUUACUACAUCUGCCAAAGCAUUAAAAAAAAUUAAACAUAAGUCAACAUAAAUAUUCUUACCACCAGAAUAACCCUUAAAGAUGUAUCUUGAUUAAUCAGAAUAAAAGGCUACCUUAAAUAAGACAUAAUGAAUAGUAGCAUUUUGUAGGGUAAACAAAAACAAAAAACGCUAAACCAGUUUAUUUAUUUUAAAAAUUAAUGAAGGCUAUGCAUUACUGGGAAAAACCCUUCAUAAUUUUUCAGUUUACUCUUUAAAGCAAAAUGUGAGCUGUAUGUCAUUUAAUUGCGGUGGAUAAAAUAUAAAUGCCCUUACAAAAGGGCACUUUUUACACCAAGGAAGCAGAGCAGUGUUAACUUUAAGGUAUACUUCACUGGUUUUGCUUUAAAACUAAUUGCUUCAUAAAUUAUUACAGCUAAAAGGAUUUGGUGUUGAACAGGCUGAAAAAUUGUCAGUGUACAAAAUUCAAAACUGUCAAUUUUAACUGUAAGUAAAUGCUCCAGGUGUGUUAGGCAGCAGCAUCUUGCUUGGGCUUAUCAAAUGCAUCAGUCCUUCUGUUUAGGUGGACAGCGGGUGUGCCUGUGCUGGGGCAGGGUGUGUGUUCUGUGGGUGUGUGUCUGUGGGGAUGUAACAGCCAGGGUGGGCCUGUGCUGGGGCAGGGUGUGUGUUCUGUGGCUGUGUGUCUGUGGGGAUGUGACUGUCAGGGUGGGCCUGUGCUGGGGGUGGGGCAGGCCCCAGUCAGGAGAGGAUUUUGUGUGAAAGUAAAUGGGUGUUCGAGGCGUAUGGGUGGCUGUCAGUGUGGGGAGGCAUCUGUGUAUGGCUGUUGGGAACAGCAACCAAAAAGUGCUUUUGGUUUUGUUUGAGAUAACAUUCUGUUUCCACUUAAUUACUAGUUUGUGGCCUACAUCGUAGGUCAAGUUAUUUCCCACCCCAUUUUAUCUUGAUAAACCCGUUUGCAUUUCUGUAAAACUUCUACAACUUCUGGUUUCAGAACUGUCCACAAGGUGGUCCUGUUAACUGUUAUUUCCUUUGAUGUUUUGAUUUUGAAGUUUAGCUCUCAUGCAAAUGUUUCAGGCAUGUAUAUAUGCAGAAGGCAAUUUUUAGGUGAUUUUUCCAUUUCUUGGAUGAAAUAUAAAGCAAGCUUUAAUAUUCCGACCUGUUCAUUUGAAAUACAAAAAAAGUAAGUGAAUUUUAAUGUUUUGUAUUAACUAAAGAAAUCUGAAGAUUAAUGUUGAGGAAAGUGUAUGGACAUGCCUUUGUGAAACCAGGAAGUAUUUUAAGUUAAAAAUGAAAAAGCUUUUAAUUGCUUUGUGUGUGUUUUAGUGGAGCCCCAUUUUAGAAUUAUUAUUUUUUUUCCAUCUCCCUUUACCAACAAAAGGAACAAUGCCACGGUGAAUGGAAUAGUUUGGGGAAAGCUUUGCCAAACACAACCCUGAUUUCAGAGCAGGAACAUGGUUUAGAUAGAUCUUCAGUUCCGCUUGAAUUUUUCUGUUACUGUGCUGUCAUUUUCAGAAGAUUUCCAUUCCUUUACAGAUGCUGUUGGGAGUUCGGGAUUAUGUUCAUUUCUUCUGUCAUAAUGGCAUUCAAUACUAAUUUUAUAAGUGCAUCUUGUGUGAAACUCAAUAAAUUCAAUUUUGUAAUCUUUUUUAAAAAGGUCACUGAAUUUCUUUUAAUAUUUACUAUUGUAUUUGGAAGAGUGAAUUUCCCACUGUAUAAUAAGAAUUUAUUUGUAAUUCA
This is a messenger RNA of Chlorocebus sabaeus (green monkey), 3893 nucleotides long. RefSeq names its product transmembrane anterior posterior transformation 1 (gene TAPT1). NCBI's taxonomy places the organism in Eukaryota, Metazoa, Chordata, Mammalia, Primates, Cercopithecidae. Gene Ontology annotation, biological process: positive regulation of cilium assembly. Gene Ontology annotation, cellular component: endoplasmic reticulum membrane; ciliary basal body. The record is from RefSeq and is a predicted model, not a curated record.